Hypomesus transpacificus is the source of this 3879-nucleotide messenger RNA. RefSeq names its product cationic amino acid transporter 3-like. Gene Ontology annotation, biological process: amino acid transport; transmembrane transport. Gene Ontology annotation, cellular component: plasma membrane. The coding region runs from base 198 to 2126 and encodes 642 amino acids. NCBI's taxonomy places the organism in Eukaryota, Metazoa, Chordata, Actinopteri, Osmeriformes, Osmeridae. The transcript is spliced from 12 exons. Gene Ontology annotation, molecular function: amino acid transmembrane transporter activity. The record is from RefSeq and is a predicted model, not a curated record.
ACUAGUCAGUCUACUACACACUCCACUCACAAGCGUCCAGAGUUUCAUCAGAAAGGAGCUGAACACAGAGCAAGCAGAAGCAUCUCUCUCGACGGUAGAUCUGAGCAAGCUCCCGUGACGCGACCAGAGAUCUGUGCAGCUCCUCUCCUACCUGCCUCCACCUCACACGCCGAGCCACACAACCCGCAGUCUCCAUCAUGGCCGACAAGAUAGCGUCCCUGGGCCACGCUCUGCUGCGCCGCCGAGUGCUGGACUUCUCUGGAGAGGAGACCCGAUUCGCUCGCUGCCUGUCCACGCUGGACCUGGUGGCUCUGGGCGUGGGCUCCACGCUGGGGGCGGGGGUGUACGUGCUGGCGGGGGAGGUGGCGCGCGAGAAGGCGGGGCCGGCUAUCGUGCUGUGCUUCCUCAUCGCCGCACUGUCCUCCAUGCUGGCGGGACUGUGCUACGCUGAGUUUGGCGCCCGCGUGCCCAAGACGGGCUCGGCGUACCUCUACAGCUACGUGACGGUGGGAGAGAUCUGGGCCUUCAUCACGGGCUGGAACCUCAUCCUCUCCUACGUCAUCGGAACGGCCAGUGUGGCCCGAGCGUGGAGCUCCACCUUCGACAACCUGGUGGAACAGAAGAUCUCGGGGUUUUUCCAAGCUUCCAUGGCCAUGAAGGUUCCUGGCCAGGUUCUAGCAGAGUACCCCGACAUUUUUGCCCUGGUCCUGGUGCUGCUUCUCACUGGACUGCUGGCAUUUGGCGUUAGCGAGUCGGCGCUGGUCAACAAGAUCUUCACUGGCGUGAACCUGGUGGUCCUGGGGUUCGUCAUCAUCUCUGGGUUUGUUAAAGGAGACUCCGCCAACUGGAACCUGACCCUGGAGGACUACCUCCACACCUACUCCAACAGCACCAACGAAUUAACACCAUCACAGGAGACGGUGGAGAAGGUGUUUGGUGAAGGAGGCUUCGCUCCGUUCGGUCUCAGCGGCAUCUUGUCUGGAGCUGCCACCUGCUUCUACGCCUUUGUGGGCUUCGACUGCAUAGCCACCACCAGCGAGGAGGCCAAGAACCCCAUGCGCGACAUCCCAGUGGGCAUUGUGGCGUCGCUGCUCAUCUGCUUCUUCGCGUACUUCGGCGUGUCGGCCGCCCUGACCCUGAUGAUGCCCUACUACCUGCUGAACACCCAGAGCCCCCUGCCCGAGGCCUUCAGCUACGUGGGCUGGAGCCCCGCCCGCUACAUCGUGGCCGUGGGCUCGCUCUGCGCCCUCUCCACCAGUCUGCUGGGCUCCAUGUUCCCCAUGCCCAGAGUCAUCUACGCGAUGGCGGAGGACGGACUGCUGUUCAGGGUUCUGUCUCGCAUGAACGAGCGCACCAAGACUCCCCUCAUGGCUACUAUUGUCUCUGGCUGCGUGGCAGCUCUGAUGGCCUUCCUGUUUGACCUGGCUGCUCUGGUGGACCUCAUGUCUAUAGGGACUCUCCUGGCCUACUCUCUGGUGGCCAUCUGUGUCCUCAUCCUCAGGUACCAGCCAGGCAGCCUGAACUCGUCCAGCCAAACAGAGAAGCUGGUGGAGCUGGUGGGCGGGGAGAAGGUUGCGGCGGGCGGGGACAGUGGUGACGAGUAUGAGGACCAGCCAGUCAGGGAGAGUUUCUCUCCUCGCUUGUUGUUUUUCCCGAGUGGAAACACGCCCACACAGACCUCUGGAACCAUUGUCUACGCCACCACAGCAGUCAUCUCGGUCCUGAUAACGGUUCUGUGUGUGGUUCUGGCAAACCAGCUGUCUGCGCUGGUGGAGGCCCGGCCUGCUUGGCUGGCUGUGUGUGUGGUUCUGGUGCUGCUGUGUGGCCUGUGUGUCAUCAUCAUCUGGAGACAGCCUCAGAGCAGGGAGGCCCUCACCUUUAAGGUGCCCCUGUUGCCAUGGCUGCCAGUAUUCAGUGUGUUCGUUAACGUGUACCUCAUGAUGCAGCUGGACAUGGGAACCUGGAUACGCUUCUCUGUCUGGAUGGCCAUAGGAUUCCUCAUCUACUUCUUCUAUGGUCUGCAACACAGCAGUGCAGCAUCCAGCUCCUCCCCCUCCCUGAAUAAGAGUCCUAUCUACCUGGCAGGCUCGGCUGAAGACAGUGAUGCAGAGGGGGGCAGGUCUUAAGAAGGGUUCGGAAUCAGUUGUGCGUAUGGGAGUGUGGAUGGGAGUGUGCGUGCGCAUGUUUUGGAAGUGUUAGGUUUGAGGGGAGGUGGGGCCGGCCUAGAAGGAGGGGGAGCUCCUGGUUCCAAACGGGUCCUCGACUUGAUUCAUCCAAAUGUCUGUGAGUGUGGUGUCUGUCUGGGUUUGCUUGGGGCUUCAACAUGUUAUUUUUAGAUACCCCUGUCUUAGGUGCCCCUGGUCCCUGAUGAUGUUCACCGAAUGUGACAAGACAGGUUGUCUGUUUUGAAAAGAACGCAUCGAGUGCGGGGUAACCCUGGGGUUAGGGCUAUGGAUAGGGCAGGGGUCGGCAACCCUUGACCACUUAUGUGGCUCCAACAACAUUUUAGGAUUAGUUAAACAAUGUAUAGUAAAUCAAACCUAAUAUAGUCGCAAAUGGGGUUUUGGGAUUCAACCAUAGCAAGUCCAACGAGCAUUAUGGGCUUUUAAGAAUUUAAGAUUUUGUGCAAAAGCGUAAACGGGUAAUAAGAUUUUUUUUUUUGUGCCAUCCAACUCUACCAGUGGAGCCUAGACUGUAUAGACAUAAACAAAAACAAGUGAAUCAAGUGGUGUUUGAAUCAUGUUUAAAUGGCCAAAAGCAACACAAAGAAUAGACUGACUUAUGCAAUCUCAGUGAACGCGUUCGGGUUAUGAUUGCCAUUAUGUUUUGAUCUGCAGCGAGAAGUUCUCCUACAAUAAAAAAAAUCUAGCAUUAAGAGAAGAUUAAGAUGGAAAAUGGCUCAACGUCAAAAAGUUUCCGACCCUAGCCCUGAGGUCAGGGCUUUGGCUACAGCUAACCCUAAGGUAUUGCGUUGUGAGUGCUACUGUCUAGACAUGCAUCAAUUGUUCGUUUGGGAGUUUUCCUGUGAAAAUUAACCUUUUUCACAAACAUUUUUAGUUUCCAUUGAAACUUGUUGGCAGCUUUGUCUGUUGAGCUCCCAGCACCUUCAGUCCUGUGGAGUCACCACUCUGUAGACCAGUCUAUUUUGUCUUUAAUUUGGAAUUUGUGUUUUGUAUGUCAUGCCUUCCAAAUCAUUUUAAAUUCAGUACUGUAAUGUGCUUUAUAGAUGUACAUCUGUGUAAUGUCGUCUCCAUGGUGUUUCUGUUUAAAAUCGUUUCCAUGGCAUCACCAAACGAUUGGUCUGUUUGGCCCCUUGAUGCUGCUAGACCAAAUGAGCGUGCUGAUUGGUUAAACUAAGAAUGACCUCUAAAAGUUGGUCUCUAAAUGAAAUGUACAUUUGUGCUCAGACACCAUGUCGGUGGUUGUAUUUAUAUAUUUUAAAAUAGUUUUUAUUUGUAUUUCUUUUUCUUAUGACUGUAGUGCUGUUUUUACCAUAGAUGUACAGUUUCUGUUCAUUGCUAGAUGAUUGUAUCUAACCUGUGUGUGUAAAUGCUGAUGUAUGUAGAUUACUGGAAGCCGGUGCUUCUUGGUGUUUAAUCUGACUCCUGAUAGAUGGGGUAGACAGACAGGGAGCCUACAUGGCAUGUUCCUACUGGCCAUUUGAGUCUCUGGUGACUGAAAACAGCUGCUGGUUAAUACAGGGUCCCCAGCUCCAUGUGUACCGGUGUCUAAGACAAGCCACCAUGCUAUUACAUCAACGCUAACAAUCAUCACAUUCAUGUUUGUCCUCAGUUUUAUAUGCUGUCUGUAAAUAUGGACAUCAUGUAUAUGAAUGAGUAGUAUUUUUAAAAUGUUUUAUAAAAGUAUUUACUAAUUCAA